Messenger RNA from Salvelinus namaycush (lake trout), 6090 nucleotides. RefSeq names its product dyslexia-associated protein KIAA0319-like protein. Bases 297 to 3239 code for a protein of 980 amino acids. The transcript is spliced from 22 exons. NCBI's taxonomy places the organism in Eukaryota, Metazoa, Chordata, Actinopteri, Salmoniformes, Salmonidae. The record is from RefSeq and is a predicted model, not a curated record. Gene Ontology annotation, cellular component: cytoplasmic vesicle; plasma membrane.
UUGACAGCGGUGUAAGGAAGCGCUGACCCAAAUAGUGAACAGCGAGCAACGACGACGUAUCCUAGCUCAAAGACAGAAACCGAAAUAUUUAAUACGACGAUUGGUUGCUCUCUAGUCUGCCAGGGCCAGGGGGAGUGUCAUGUUGAAGCUGCUCUUCCACAAAGUGCUGGUGUUGACCUGUCUUCACCAUUCACCUCACUGUACCUCCCUUCCAACGUAAGCUAACUCCAGCUGUUCUCAGUCUCCACCCUCUUCGUCCACUUGGCCCGGAGAAAGGUCUUUGGUCCUCCUGGAGAAUGUCCUAUGCAUAUCAGAACCUGUUCAGCUGGAGUCGACCUCGAUUGACACGACCACAUCAUCUCCUCUUCCUAUUACUGGGCUUCUUGUGCUACUUAGUUCCUCCCACAGGUGUAUCUGCCGAGAUCUGCCGGGUGACAGGGGGAGUGUUGGGGAUCCACUGGAGCAGUGUGGUUGGUUUAGGCUGGCGCCCCCUGGCUGUGGGGAGGAACAGCGCCAGAUGCUGGGAAUCAUGCUGCCUGGAGCCCGCCUGCAGUGCCGUGUGGAGCCUGGGGGGGCGCUGUGUGCUACUGAGCUGCUCCAACAGAGGGCUCUGUCAAGUCACGUCUCUACCCCAGCCCCACAUCGAGUCCCUGGGGCUCCUGCAGCAGCUUUCAAAGGGCACCACCACAGCUCGAAGGAGAAGGCAGAGGCGGGCACCAACAGGAAAGGGAAGUGGGUCGGACCAACUUUCUAGCACUCGGGUUUCCAAGGAUGCAGAGCGUCUAGCUCCAACAGUCGGCAUCACCAGCGGUGUAACCUUCCCUCAAGCAUCUGAUAAGAACCACAGUCAGCUAACCAAUGGAAGUGGAGAAGCUCCAUCACCCUCACAGCAGAACUCUACGUCAGAGGACACCAGAGACACAGCAUCUUCCAACAGCAGCUCUGUGCUUCCCACUACUGCUCCUACAAUCACUACAUCACCAACGCAGGCUGUGCGGGAAUUGGUGGUGUCGGCAGGCAAGAGUGUGGAGGUCACGCUGCCGCGCAACGAGGUGGAACUCAACGCCUUUGUGGUGCCAGCGCCCCAGCAAGGGACCGACUAUGUAUUUGACUGGCUCUUGAGAACUCAUCCCAAAGACUACAGUGGAGAGAUGGAGGGGAAACACAGCAAGACACUUAAACUCAGCAAGCUGACGGUGGGACUGUAUGAGUUUGAGGUGACCGUGGGCGGCGACGGAGCACACGGAGAGGGCUUUGUCAACGUAACAGUCAAACCAGAGCCGCGGAUAAACAAGCUGCCCGUCGCUGUGGUUUCCCCUAAGUUCCAGGAGAUCUCCUUGCCAACCAGCUCCACGGUGAUCGACGGCAGCCAGAGCACAGACGAUGACAAGGUGGUGGCGUGGCAUUGGGAGGAGGUGAAGGGCCCGCUGAGGGAGGAGAAGGUCUCUGCAGACACCCAAAUCCUCACCCUCACCGGCCUUGUCCCAGGGAACUACACAUUCAGUCUGACGGUUACGGACUCAAACGGGGCCCAGAGCUCCACCCAGGCCACGCUGUCGGUCAGCAAGGCCAUGGACUACCGGCCGGUGGCCAACGCCGGGCCCAACCAGGUCAUCACGCUACCGCGCAACGCUGUCACACUGCACGGCAACCAGAGCGCGGACGACCACGAGCCGCUGGCCUACGAGUGGUCGCUCAGCCCCGAGAGCAAGGGCAAGGUGGUGGAGAUGCAGGGCGUGCGGACUCCCACUCUGCAGCUAUCUGCCAUGCAGGAAGGAGACUACACCUUCCAGCUCACUGUCACAGACACAGCCGGACAGCAAGACACGGCACAGGUCACUGUUAUCGUCCAGCCAGAGAACAAUAAGCCCCCAGUAGCAGACCCCGGCCCAGAGAAGGAGCUGACCCUACCUGUGGACCGCACCACUCUGGAUGGCAGCAAGAGCACGGACGACCAGAAUAUCUCCACCUACCACUGGAAACAGAGCAAGGGCCCGGACGGAGUGAAGAUCGAGAACGCCGACGGCGCCGUUGCCACGGUGACGGGGCUGCAGGUGGGCGAGUACGAGUUCAGCCUGACCGUGACGGACGAGAGGGAUCUGGCGAGCACCGAAACGGUCACAGUCAUCGUCCGAGAGGAGUUGGACCAGCCCCCAGUAGCCCAUGUCCAGUCCAGGCCGGCCAUCUCUCUGCCCCUGCGGACUGCAGCCCUGGAUGGCUCCCACUCCACAGACGACAAGGGCGGAGUCGGCUACUUGUGGACCCGUGACGACAGUAGCCCUGCAGCAGGGGAUGUACUGAACAACUCUGACCACCAGGCGGUGCUGUUUCUCACUAACCUGGUGGAGGGAAAGUACAGCUUCACUUUGACUGUGACAGACAGCAAGGGUCAGAGCAGCUCAGACAGAGGGACUUUAGAGGUCAAACCAGACGUGUGGCAGCGUGACCUGGUGGAGCUGGUGCUGGAGGUGUCUGUGUCCCAGGUGUCCCACCGCCAGAGAGACAUGCUGCUCAGGCAGGUGGGCGUGCUGCUGGGCGUGCUUGACAGUGACAUCAUCGUACGGGAGGUCAGCGCCUUCAACGAGCACAGUACUCGUCUGGUGUUCUUGGUGUCUGGGGGUCCGGGUCGCCCCCCUCUGUCCGGUCACAGUGUGGCUCUGGGGCUGCGCAACAAACUACGCAAACAGAAGAACGACUUCCUCAUCUUCAAGGCACGGCGGGUGGACACAGUCAUCUGCCAGCUGAACUGCUCUAGUCACGGGGAUUGUGACUCAUUCACACGGACCUGCGUCUGCCACCCCUUCUGGAUGGAGAAUUUUAUCAAAGCACAGUUGUGGGACCAAGAAAGAAACUGUGAAUGGAGUGUGCUGUACGUAACCAUAGCAUCCUUCAUGAUUGUGGUUGUCAUCGCGACCGUUGUCUGGGGUAUGGUAUGUUGUUACCGCAGGCGUAAGGGUAAAGUGCGCCACAAGAGCAAAAGCCGCUAUAAGAUGCUUAAUGGCGAAGAGCAGGACAGCCUGGAGCUACACCCACCCCGAGCUGGCAGAAUGAAGCCAGCCCCCGCUCCCUCCUCCUCGGCCCUCAUGCACUCUGACUCUGACCUGGACAGUGACGACGGGCAGGGAGGGGUCCCGUGGACGGACCGGGAACGAGGACACCUCCUCCGACCCCAGAACGGAACCCUGAAAAACGGCCAGGGUCCCACCAGGAGUAAAAAGCAAAGAGAGGAGCAGCUAUAGCGACAGAGGGUGGGGGAAACCCUCACCACCCCCUCUCUCUCGCUCUUCUCCACCACACAAACCGUGCACCUCUCCACCCAUAGGACACUUAAGACACAUGGAUCCUGGAGAAUGAGAGAGUACUCUGUUGGACACGGGAUCAAGCUACACACCCCCGUAUUAAAAUGUCCCUGCGCCCACACUGAGCCAAGAUGGAGAUGAGGUUUAACCUUUGAGAAGGUCACUCCAUUUAAUGGAAAAAUGGGGGAGUUGAUAGGGUAACGAAUGUCAGGUUGAGCGCUGUUCACCCCUGAGACAUGAAUGUACCCCCCCUCACUUCUAGAAGGAAGAAACGGGAGACUGCUAGUCAAGGUGAUCCUGUUCCCUUCAGACAGGAACUUUACUCCAUUCCAAUGUCAUGUGAACCACAUGGAAACUGAGCCCGUCUCUCACACACACACACACAGAGUUCCUCUAAGACACACACCUCUUCCCAGGAUGCUUGACACAACACACUUCCAAGUACUGUUAGGCAAAACUCAACGCUGGCCAACUCCACUCUGACAUAGGUUACAAUAUGAUUGACAAGUGACUUGUCUAGAUGAAAACAAAUCUAGAUAUCUGUGCAUGAGACGGUACGGCUGCAGUCGUAUGUAUAUGUAUUAAUGUUUGAAUGGUGGUUAGGUCUGCAUGAGUUAUCCAUGUUGUGUGUGCCCGAAUGUGUCUAAAAUCAGAAUAUGCGUGCUUUUGGCCAUUUUGCCAAAACAUCUUGUUUCUGAAAAGGGUUAUGUGUUUGUUUGACACUUAACCAGCAUUGAGUCGAAACUGCUACUGCCAGCCAUGUUGGUCAGAGGAUCCUGGGAAAUGCUGUUUUACGAGAGCCAUGCCUCAUACUGUAUGAAUUCACUGGAUGACACACUGGACUACACAACAUUGACGCCCCUAACCACUAUGACUGUGUUCCUGGGAGUUGAUGAUGAUGAUGACACCAAUGACAACGCUUCCUACUCACUCCUCAGAUGACUGCUCGAGUCUGGAAGACCACUUAACAUCUUGUCUGUUUUUAAGAUUCCUUUUGAAUGAUUUAUUUUGAUUUUGAUGCACUUUGUUUUUCAUGCUCACCGUGGCAAUGUCUGCAUCUCCACUGCUCUCACAGGCUGCUAACUGAACAAGUGCUGAUCCACACAAUGAUUGGGAAUUUCUUCAGUUCAGCCGUAGAUUCGGAGUGGGACUCCAUUGCCCAGCAUGUACCUCCCUCCAAAUAUGAAUGGUGUUGUCACUUUGCAUGUAGGUUACUGUGAACCUGACCCUUCAUUCUGACUUUAGCUACUGUUUUGGUUGUUGAAUGUUUUUCAGAGGAAAGCCCCCAUCUAAUCAGAGGAACGCUCUGUGAAAUAAGCACUCAUGCUGUUUCUCCGUUGCACUAGUUGAGCACAUUUGAUAAAAGAUGGGUAGCGUUCAUUCUGGGACAUGGAGUCCACUGUGAAGGCAGACAGGGAUCAGCAACAAAAUGAAGGGAUUCUGUGUUAAUUAAGUUGUUUAAUAACAAUAUUGUUUUGUGAAGGAUUCCCCUCAAUAUGUGACCAGACCUGAUGAAACUGGAUUAUCAGUAAAUUAAAAUCAAAUGUUUUAAUUUGUCCACCUGUUUUUGUUGUUGUCAAGACUCCCAAAGUAUUUUAGGUUUAUGGCUAACCUAAAACAUCUGCAAAAGUCUUGUGACCUACCCUAAACAUAUCCUGUUUAUUCCCGUCACAACAAGUCUAAAUAAGCCUUUAGCGCUCUGACCCAGGAGAGACCAACUGUGACCCAUUUGAGAAAACAACACUAAUGCAGGGUUUCCCCAAACUGGGUGCACGUUUUGGUUUUUGCCCUUGCGCUACACGGCUGAUUUCAAAUAAUCAACUAAUCUUUAAGCUUUGAUCAUUUGAAUCAGCUGUUUUGAAUCAGUUUAGGGUCCCGAGGAUCGAGUUUGGGAAACGCUGCUGUAAUGGCAUACGCUACUACACAGCUAUCUAUUCUGUUGCCACUUACAGAUUUCAUUCUCUUUUAUGGCUGACCAUUACGGACUGUGGUUUCCCUUUAGUGCUCCAUAACACUAAUUGAUGAGAUAAAGCCAUCUUAGAUGAUGAUGGUCUCCAUUUAAUGUUAUUCAGCCUGCUUGACUUUGAUCUCUCUAUAGACUAGACCGGGUGCAGUGUGUAAGUCUGUUUAAUCACCUCACCACUAAGUGUUGACUUAACGGCUUUGAAUACCCAGUCAGUAAUGAGAUAGAGAUGAUCUAAUACUUUUGUAUACUUUUUAGCCAGUAGCUCUGAAAGUAGUGCACACUAGCACACAUCGGAGACCACUUUUGGCAUCACAACAUUGCUCACUCUGCUGCAUCUUGCUAGCUGUCACUCAAAUGGUGAGAGGCUGAAGCUCAUUAGCUAGAACUCAAAUUGCUAGGGGGCUGGUCCACGUUGGGGAAACGGCUAGGGAUUUCUUGGCAAAUUAAGGUAAAACAGUAAUUCUGCUCAGAGAUUAUGCAUGUAGGAACUCCACAUUGACACAUUCAACCCAGAGGUUUAGAGAAAAUGUUGAAAAUAAUUUUUAAGUAGCUGCCAAAAUUCCAGAGCAUGCAUGUCUUUAAAUCUAACUCACAUCAGAGAUUGAAUGACGGCCUAACAAACAUUGGUGCUUGAGAGUAUCAAUGCCACAGUCUGAUCACUGACUAAAUGGAUGGAUGGACGGACGGAUUUACAAUGAGUUAUUUGGAUGCAAGGGGAUUUGUAGACCAGUCAGUCUGCAUAGUCGCUAAUGCCAGUGGGGUAAAAAGUAGUUUUUGGGGGUAUUUGUACUUUACUAUUUAUAUUUUUGACAACUUUUACUUCGC